CGUUCACCCUUGCUCUCUUGACGUGACGCACGUUUUCGGCACGAGCUGCGCACCUGACGUCAGACGCUAAAGUUUCCCGCCCUGCAGCAACUUUUUACCACAGCUCCUCUUCACCACGGAUAACUCUCCAGUUACCGACUACAUGUCCUCCACGUACUCGUGGCGUCCGUUAUCAGCCUUAUUUGCCUUCAGGACCCUCUGUCAGCAAACCUCGCAGUACCUCUCCUGGGAGAUCAUUCCUGCUCGACCCAGGCUACUUGGUGCCAAAACAGAUUUACAGAGGGGAAUUCACUGAGCAGGGAUUGGAGUAAAAAGAAUCACCUGUAACUAGUUAAAAAAGGCCCAAAAGCCAUCCAUCCCUCUUCUGAAUCAAAUUCUCAGGGCAAAGAAAUGGAAUGGAAGACAAACAAUUCUCUUCAUCACAAGCCAGCAUCGUCCAAAUCAUGUGACGCUGUUUGUUGGUGUCAGCAAUUGUGGCAUAAAGUAUGCUUUAACUGCAGGUUACAGUGUCCUGUCAGUCUCUUUUCCUCCUCCCAUCACGAUCAACCUUGCAGAGCUUAAAGAUUAAACAAAAUGAUGUUCAGUAAGUGGAGUUUCCUCCAAACUGAUCUUCAAUCCUGAACAUCACCAGCUCUGGAGAAGAUUAGGGGUUAAGUAACCCCCUGGAGUGAACGCAGGAGAGAGAGGGAGGAAACCACACAACAAAAACACUAUGUCAGGCAACACACUUCAGAAGGAAUUACAUAUUACAAAUAAUUACGGUCAGAAAUGAGUAAAUAGUGUUUAGAGCUGGCCUGUCACCUGGCCCUUGGAAAUGCUUCUUCCAGUGUUUUCAAGAGCCGCAUUGUGGCUGCCUACAGCGUUCUCGAGAGCCAUUCAUUCAAUCCUCUUCACACCCGACACCACACUCCCCUGGGUCCUCAGCAAUACACCAGCCAAGUGUGAAGUAGAUCAGUUCAAGAGUUUGAGGACAAAGUUUGGAGUGGUUGCCUUGGCUGCUUUGAGUGGAAAAGGAGGAUGACUGUCCGUCAGCAGCCAGAGUUGACUCAGGUUUUCAACCUUACAUCAGCUGUGCAGGAGGCAGACAAAUCUUGACGACCACCAGUUUAACCUCGGCAGGGCAAACCUUGCUCUUCUCUGCCACCUGAGUGGUAAAUGGAAAGCUCUCUCUGGACCAACAGCUCCCACACCACACAGAUUCUACUCCAGAAGGACUCCCUGGAACUCCCUGUGGACUCGCGGGUAUCCCUACACUGCAGUCCUGGAAACACACCAACCUGCUCCACGGCGAGGGAGGGACACAGUCCGGGGAGGGACGCCGCCUCCCUGCCCGGUAAAAAGGCGCCGCACCCCGCAGCCGCGGCCAGAGCACCGCGUCCCCCCCGGCGGAAGAGACGCGAGUCCAGCUCGCAGGAGGAGGAUAUCAUUGAUGGAUUUGCUAUCACCAGUUUCAUCAGCCUGGACCGUCUGGAGAAGAAGACAGGAGUUGUGAAGACACAGGAGAAGAAGGAGCGGUGGAAGGAGAAAAAGAUGGCGAAGCGGCAGAAGGAAGACGAGGAGGUGGGUGAGGAAGAGGAGAAUGUGCAGCCGGUGGUGGAUGCUCUGGAGAAUGGCUUCCUGCAUCACGCGCAGCGGGAGCAGGAGAGGAUGAACGAGAGGCUGCUGAAGAAGACAUACUCCAAGAAGAACAAAAUGAUCAAACCCCUGGCUCUACGUCCGGUCAAAGUCAGCGAGGACGAGACGGUGCAGGAGCUCAGCCGACCGCACAGGAGCAAUUCUAAGGAGCAGCUCAGUGAGAGUUCCACUCACUCGCUGUCAGGCCGCGGCUACUCGGUGCAGCCAGCAGCAGUGGCCCUCCUCAAGUGUGACAGCGAGAGUGACAUUGACGGCAAGGUGUCUGAUGUAGGAUCAGAGAAGCUCUUUUCUCCCACCACACCCAAAGGUGUGCCCACGAAUGAGAUCCCCGAGUCAAAGACUUGCAGCUCAGCCAAAGUUUCAGGUCUCCAGCGCAGUCAGGAGCAGAGCAACAGUGAGGUGCUCUUCACGCCUCCCGUGCCUAGCCCCAUCCCGGCUUCGGCACCUACGGGCUCCCCUGCCCCGGCUGCAGCGGCGGCCCCCCUUGAGCCCCCUAGGUCCCGCCUCCCAAGCCCGCCUCCUCUCAGUGUCAAGAGGGAGCAGCAGCAACCUCUGCCCCCUAUCCCCACCCCUCCCUUGUUGAGGGCGCCACCUCACCCCCAUCCCCACCCCCAGCCCCACCCCCCUCACCCACACGCACACCAGGAGCCUCGUGUCCUUCCGCCCUUGCAGCACCACGUGCGGCCAGUAAUCAGCCACCAGGUGCACCACCCGCUGUACAGCAGCCUCCACGACAUCAGCCACAGCGGCAGUCCAUUGGGUCUUCCCAAACACCACUUGCCCCCCUCCCCUCACCAUCACCUCAGCGGGCUCCCCUCGUCAGCCCCCGCCUUGCCUCUGUCCAUAGCAAACCUCUCUACCUCGCACUAUUCCUCCCUACGGAGCCCGGCCCAUCGCCAUCCGGCCAUGUUUGCAACCCCAGCCACACUGCCGCCACCACCAACCUUACCAACCAACAGUUUAGUCGUGCCUGGGCACCCCGCUGGCACCCCCUACCCAGAGCAUGACCUCCUGAGGCAAGAGCUGAACAACCGCUUCCUGGUUCAGAGUUCAGAGCGGGGCCGGGGGCCGUCCGCCUCCCCGCUGGCCCCCGCAUCGCUCCUGAGGGCUGAAUUUCACCAACAUCAGCACAUGCACCAGCACCAACACACCCACCAGCACACCUUCACGCCCUUCCCCGCCAGUCUGCCCCCGGCCGCCAUCCUCACCCCGCCCACCGCACCUCCCAUGGUGCGUACCCAGGCCAGAAAUUUCGACAAAUACACCCCCAAACUGGACAAUCCAUUCAUCAGACAUUCAAACUUCUUCCCCUCCUACCCCCCCACCAUGCCAGGCAUGCCCCCGCUGCUCCCACACUCAGGACCCUUCAGCUCGCUGCAAGGAGCCUUCCAGCCCAAGGCAUCUAAUCCCAUCGACGUAGGGGGUCGUCCUGGAGCGGUACCUCACACACUCCUACAGAAGGAUCCACGGAUAACAGAUCCAUUCAGGACAUCUGUUAGGAAACCUGGCAAGUGGUGUGCAGUGCAUGUCCAGAUCGCAUGGCAGAUCUACCACCACCAGCAGAAAAUGAAGCAAAUGCAGCUGGAUCCUCACAAAAUUGACAUGAAUGGAAAGCUGGACCUGUUCAGUCGACCCCCAGCUCCGGGAGUCUUCCCCGGGUUCCCGUACCCUCAUGACCUGGCACGACCCCUCUUCUCUUCAACAGGCUCCGGCCACCCAGCUCCCUCUCCAUAUGGCCCUGCCCCUCAUCCAGGCGGCUUCCUGCCUCCUAGCCAUUUGGCAGAUCCUUUCAGUCGCUCCAGUUCCUUUGGCGGCCUCGGCAACCUUUCAAGCAGUGCCUUCGGAGGAUUAGGCAACCCCACGCUUGGGUCCAACAAUAUGUUUGGCACCAAGGAGGGGCCAGGAGGACUGCCUACGUUUGGCAGCCCCCACCACGACACCUGGAACAGACUUCGACGCACCCCGCCGUCUUUCCCCACCCCACCGCAGUGGCCCAAAACCGCAGAUGCCGAGAGAAGCAGCUCAGCCAACAGCCAUGAGAGAGAGAGGGAAAGGGAACGGGAAAGAGAGAGAGAGCGGGAGAGGGAAAGGGAGAAAAGAGACUCGUCCAUCGGGAAGGAGGAGAAAGACAAAGACAGGGAUUCUGUGGAUCGCAACCGCCACUCCAACCGUUCAUCUCCGGCCUCUGCACCCGUCAGCUACCAAAUCAGCAGCCUGAUCCGUUCAAACAGCCAGAACUCCAGUGACUCGGGUCGACAUCACAGUGGCAGUGUGGAUCGGGUCCGAGAGGCGGAGAAGGAGCUUCUGGAGCGCCACAGAGAGUCUUCCAACAUGGCUGACGUGAAGGUGAAGGAGAGCCGCUCACCCAGCAAGGAGAUGUUAGAGAGGAGAUCAUCAGAAGACUCAAUCAAACCCAUCCAGCGUUCUCCUUCUCCCUACUCGAAGGUAGUGAUCAAUGAGCAGGGACUGAAGAUGGCAGGUGGGCCUCCACCUACACUCAAGGACAGCGAGAGAAAAGAGCCCUCACCUGCGGAGCUCCUUCACAAGGUGAAAAAUGACAUGAAGAUUAAGGAGGAGAGGAAAGAGGAGCAGGAUGUCAUGGUGGUGAGCUCUGAGCCGGCCCCACAACCACAGGCCCACAGUCUUCCUAUUCCCAGCAGCCAACAUAUGAACCCACAUCACCACCACCCACCUUUGUCACAGCACCAUCUCCCCUCGCCACGUGGCAAUGAAAUGCCUACACCCGGCCUACACCCCAUGGCUCACUCCCUCCCCCUUUCCAUGAGUGCCAUGCCUCAGAUGGGUAGCCUUAACGUGCUGGACCGGGCUCGCAUGGCUCCAUUCAUGGGAGUGAGUCCUCUGGCAGGGAGAGAGCGCCUACCCCAUCCCGCCUUCCCUUGGGACCCCCUUAGAGAGGCGUACCGCAGUCUGGACCUGCAGCGGCGCAUGGACUUCCAGCUCAGGGCGGAGCAGGGACACCGCUUCCCCAGUAUGUACGAGCAGGAACGAGCCUACAGAGAGAGGGAGGCUCAUGACUACUCGCACCAUGAACACCUGCUGGAGGUGCGCAGAGAGCACGAGAGGAUGAGACAGCAGGCAGAGGAGCGAGAACGCCUCCAUCUUAGAGAAGAGCUGGACAGAGCACGCCUCCAUCAGCUGCACCAGUCCCCCAUGGAAGGCCAUCUACCGCACAUGCCCCCUUUUAUGCCUCAUCUAGGCGGCAUGCCCUACCCCAGACUCAGCCCCUCCACAGGACACAACGGCCCCCUGAACAGAACGCCACCCACUGCUGCACUUAGUGCGCCCCCACCACUGGUGCCAGCUGGCAGUGCCAGGCCAGCCUCACCCAGGAGGACUACCCCCCUCACUACCACCCAGGACCCAAGAGACUACUCCCCCUCUCGCAACCCCAAAGAGGUAGAGGCUCGGUAGCUUCAUGGAAAAGUGCAAAAGUCUCCCAGACGCACUCAUGACCCCCCUCCCCUAAUCUGAAAUAUUCUUCUGAACAAAAUGCACUGCUCCUCUCUAGAGAGGGGCAACACUCCCUAAGGGAAAGGGUAUGAUUGUACAAAGUAAAGGUGUGUACGGCUGAUGAAGCACAUGCCAUGUCUUUAUUUUUAGUGGACUGGAGGUUGAAUUAUGUCGGUAAAGAGAACACAAAUAUGUGUAAGUUUAUAUCCGACUUAAAUAUUUGAUAAUUAUUAAUAUAUUAAUCCAAUACCUUUUUUCAGCUUUGUGCGAAAAAGGAGGUCCUGAAAUGAGUUUGUACAUUUCCUAUCCUUGUUCCAUGUAUAGAUAUCAUUUCUAUAAAUUGUAUGUAUUUUGUGCAUUCGUCACGCCUUUUACAAUAUUUAUCCCAGUUGAUUGUGAGACAUAUCCAGUAUGACCCACUGUAAAGACUGGACUUUGGUUUCAACCAUCAGUAAUUUAACCUCAUGGUACCAGGAUAUCCUCAAUGAUGACAAUGUACAAUGUUACAUGACCAGUUUGUUUUAUUUGUUUCGCCUUUGAGAUAUGCAGAUAAAUAUAUAUAAUGAGGUCUUUGUUCGGUCUCUGUAAUAAACUGGUGUAAAUAACUUGUUGAUAUUCCUUUGCUGCAAAAUGACUGUGUACAUUUAUUAGUCUUUUUAACCGUUUCUAGAAAAACAAAAUGAAAUGAAACACGGGAGUCGAUUCCCUGUUGAGUAUCAAGGCAACAGACAAGCCUGGCCAAUGGAAGGAAGGACAUGAGAGGGUGUUGUAAGGGGGCCUCGAAGGAUCAUCUGCAAUCUAUGCAAAGCAGCACACAGCACCCUAAUGAAGAGAUCACAUGGAGGGAGCGGACGAUUCCGGCGAUAUUGAGAGAAACUUGGAUUAAUACAUGUUUAUAUUAUCAAUGAAAUAAUGAUGGGAUUAUUAACAGACUUCCAAGUCACAAACUGGACCAGCCCCAGACAGAACAGAAGGACACUUUUCAGUGAGCGGCAAAAGGACUUUCUCUGUCAACCUUGUGGUGUUGUGCAGUUGUUUUUCUUAGACUCUUGUAUACAAAACAAGUAGAGUUUUAGGCGUGCAAAAAAAUGAAAAUGAACAUUCAUGGUUUAAAAUGUACGGAAUAAAGUUUGGACCUAAUGUCAUA
This is a messenger RNA of Notolabrus celidotus (New Zealand spotty), 6253 nucleotides long. RefSeq names its product fibrosin-like 1 (gene fbrsl1). Lineage: Eukaryota; Metazoa; Chordata; Actinopteri; Labriformes; Labridae. The transcript has 29 exons. Bases 1156 to 5067 code for a protein of 1303 amino acids. The record is from RefSeq and is a predicted model, not a curated record.